AAUCCAACAAACAUAAAUACACGCUUCUUGGAUUGGAUUCUUUAAAAGCGAUACUUGACGUUAGGGGUUUUCUCUCUUUCUCUUUCUCUUUCUCUCUCUCGCACAAAAGAGUAACUAGGGUUUUACACCACCCCCUUCGUUUUUCCUCAAUCGUACCAAUCAUGAGUUCCAGUCGUCAUCCAGAGGUCAAAUGGGCACAGAGAGAAGACAAGGUCUAUAUCACUGUCCAAUUGCCUGAUUCCAAAGAUGCUAAAGUAGAUCUUACCCCAGAUGGUGUUUUUACCUUCACUGCUAGUGCUGGUGCUGGAGACAAACCAUAUGAGGUCAAGCUUGAGCUUUUUGACAAGGUCAAUGUAGAGGAGAGCAAAAUUAAUAUUGGGGUGCGAAGCAUAUUCUCUGUGGUGCAGAAGGCAGAGAGUGGAUGGUGGAAAAGGUUGUUGCGUGGAGAAGGCAAGCCUCCACAUUAUGUGAAAGUGGAUUGGGAUAAAUGGGUGGAUGAGGAUGAAGAAGAUGUUGUUGCUGAACCUGAUAUGGGAGGGAUGGACUUCUCGAAAUUUGGUGGAAUGGGUAUGGGCGGUGAUGGAGGACUUGGAGGUCUUGGAGGACUUGGAGGGAUGGGUGGAAUGGGAGGGAUGGGUGGAAUGGGAGGAUUGGGAGGAAUGGAAGGAUUGGGAGGAAUGGAUUUCUCUAAAUUUGGUGGGAUGGGUGAUGAUGCAAUGGACGAUUUUGAGGGAAGUGACGAUGAAGAGCAAGAAGUGUCAAAGCCGGGAGAAGCGUCUAAGCCAGCAGAACAAGAGGCUGUCAAGAGCGCCAGUGAAGCAACAACUGAGAAAGCCGAAGCUGCCCCGAGCACAUAAUUCCCUAGCUGUUCAAGAGGCCAUCCUUGAAGCUGCUCCGAGCACAUAAUGCCCUAGCAGCUCAAGAUAUCAUCCUUGAAAAUGCUUAUAAAGUGUGCCGCGAAUAUUUUUCUUCUAUAUGCCAUUGACUGGUAGUUGUUUUCUUCUAUAUGCCAUUGACUGGUAGUUGUUUAAGCGGAGACUAUCAUGUUCUCGUGUUGGUUUAACAUUUAGCAUGUAUUAUUCACCCGAAAUAGUAACUAUGCUUGCAUUAGGAUAUUUUAUAAUUGAGAUUUUCGUUUUCAUGCGUGAA
Molecule: messenger RNA, 1149 nt
Organism: Lotus japonicus
Lineage: Eukaryota; Viridiplantae; Streptophyta; Magnoliopsida; Fabales; Fabaceae
Exons: 7
Coding region: 162-857 (231 amino acids)
Biological process (GO): chaperone-mediated protein complex assembly; protein folding
Cellular component (GO): nucleus; cytosol
Molecular function (GO): Hsp90 protein binding; protein-folding chaperone binding
Source: RefSeq, a predicted model, not a curated record